Messenger RNA from Drosophila biarmipes, 1458 nucleotides. It is a transcript of the gene Ist1, whose product is annotated as IST1 homolog. Gene Ontology annotation, biological process: protein transport. Lineage: Eukaryota; Metazoa; Arthropoda; Insecta; Diptera; Drosophilidae. The transcript has 5 exons. The record is from RefSeq and is a predicted model, not a curated record. The coding region runs from base 100 to 1347 and encodes 415 amino acids.
UGUGACGUCACAUUGUUUUUCCCUACUAAUUUAGUGAAUCACCUCCGAACCAAGUUCCUUGUUUUCAUCAAUUAACCGACUGCACAGGGCGAGGUUAGGAUGUUUUCCAGCGGCCCCAACUACAACAAGCUGAAGACCAAUCUUCGAUUGGCUCUGAACCGGCUGAAGUUGCUGGAGAAGAAGAAGGCGGAGCUGACGCAGAAGUCCAGGAAGGAGAUAGCCGACUACUUGGCCACGGGAAAAACGGAGCGGGCACGGAUUCGUGUGGAGCACAUAAUAAGGGAGGACUACCUGGUGGAGGCCAUGGAAAUGGUGGAGAUGUACUGUGACCUGUUGCUCGCCAGGUUUGGCCUCAUCACCCAGAUGAAGGAACUGGACACCGGGAUCGCCGAGCCCGUGGCCAGUCUGGUGUGGGUGUGUCCCCGCCUGCAGAGCGACAUAGCCGAACUAAAGGUCAUCUCGGACAUUUUUGUGACCAAGUACGGACCCCAGUUCGCCGAGCAGUCGCGAACGGCCACGGGAGAGCACUAUGUGUCCGAGAAGCUGAUGCACAAGCUCACGCUGCAGGCGCCUCCAAAGCUGCUGGUGGAGAAGUACCUCAUUGCCAUUGCCAAGAACUACAACAUCGAGUACGAGCCUGAUCCGCAGGUCAUGCAGGAGGAGCAGCCACAGCAGCCGCAUCUGAUUGACCUGUCCGAUAGGAACAACCUGAGCGGAAGCGGAGGUGCUGGUGGCCCGGCUCCGCCGCAAAUGGGCUUCAUUGGCUAUCCAGCAGUGCCCCCACUGCCCAAUAUGCCGGAGCCACCAACCGUCAAGCCCUUCAACUACCCACCCUUCGGUGGACCUGGUGGCGGAGGAGGAGGUGGUGCUCCAGCCGGUGCAUACGCUGCUCCACAUCCCGUGCAGCCUCCGCCGCCGUUCGCCUACAACAUACCGCCCAAUCAGCCGGCACCGCCCGCAGUUCUGCCUGCCAAAUGCGCAGAGGAGAAGGAUCUGAACACCAACUUCAUCAAUCGUGAAUCAAACAAUACGGAUGGCUCGGGCAGCCCGGAUGAGAAUAUUUUGCGCCCCAAACCCGAAAAUGAUCCGCCGCCGCGUUACACCUCCAUUAAUCCCGUAAAUCUCCAGAAUGCCAACAAACCCAAACCCCAACCCCGAUCCAAGCUGCCGCCAGGCAAUCCGACGUUGCCAAGUGCCCCGCCGGCGUUGGAUUUCCCAUCGCUGCCCAACGUGCCCAACGAUCUGCCAGAUGUUCCGGGCGCAGGUGCCGAAAAGAAGGACGACGAGGAGGAGAUUGACUUUGACGACCUGUCACGGCGGUUUGAGAACCUCAAGAAGCGGAAAUAAAGCUGGGCAGCAGAUCACCUUUUAAUACUACAGUAUAUUUGUUAUAAUCUCGGUCCAGUUCUAUAAUAAUAAUCAUAUAUGUAUUUAAAAAACUUUGUUCAUUUCUCUUAU